GCACAUAUUACGUCACGUCGCCAGGGCGACCAGGCUCCCGGUGGCACGUGUCCUGUAUAAAAACGGAAGGCGGCAGUGCCGUUUGCGCACACAGACACAAGAAGCAUCAGCCGUGAGGUGACUCAAUCCCCAUCAGUCAGCAGCAACCAUGUCAGACCUCUGUGUUGGAAUCAACGGCUUCGGUCGUAUUGGCCGUCUGGUCUUGAGGGCUUGCCUCGAGAAAGGCAUCAAGGUUGUGGCCAUCAAUGACCCCUUCAUUGACCUGGAGUACAUGGUCUACAUGUUCAAGUAUGACUCCACCCACAAGCGUUACCAUGGUGAGGUCUCCCACAAGGACGGCAAGCUCCUUGUCGACGGCAACUCCAUCUCUGUCUUCCAGUGUAUGAAGCCAUCAGAAAUCCCCUGGGGUGACAGUGGAGCUAUGUACGUCGUUGAGUCCACUGGAGUCUUCCUCAGUGUGGAGAAGGCCUCUGCUCACAUCCAGGGCGGGGCUAAGCGUGUGGUCGUCUCCGCCCCCUCACCUGAUGCGCCAAUGUUUGUCAUGGGAGUGAACGAGGACAAAUACGACCCCUCCUCCAUGACCAUCGUCAGUAAUGCCUCCUGCACCACCAACUGCCUGGCACCCCUGGCCAAAGUCAUCCAUGACAACUUUGGCAUUGAAGAGGCUCUUAUGACCACAGUCCAUGCAUACACAGCCACUCAGAAGACAGUGGAUGGUCCCAGUGCCAAGGCCUGGCGUGACGGCCGUGGCGCUCACCAGAACAUCAUUCCAGCCUCCACUGGCGCUGCCAAGGCAGUGGGCAAGGUCAUCCCCGAACUCAACGGCAAGCUGACAGGCAUGGCGUUCAGGGUGCCCGUGGCUGAUGUGUCAGUGGUGGACCUGACAUGCCGUCUGUCCCGGCCCGCAUCCUACGCUCAGAUUAAGGAAGCUGUAAAGAAGGCCGCACAUGGCCCCAUGCAGGGAGUGCUGGGCUACACCGAGGACCAGGUGGUAUCCUCUGACUUCAUCGGUGACACCCACUCCUCCAUCUUUGAUGCUGGCGCCGGCAUCUCCCUCAAUGACAACUUCGUCAAGCUCAUUUCCUGGUAUGAUAACGAGUUUGGCUACAGCCAUCGCGUUGCUGACCUGCUGAUGUACAUGCACACCAAGGAGUAGGCACUUCCUGUCCAGAAAGGAAGUCAAGAAAGGGACCACCCCAGUCAACCUCCCACCCCCUUCACUUCUCUUUUACACACAAACCCCACUCAUAGUCAAGUCAUAGCAUCACUACCCCCUAGCACUACUAUAUGUAGGCAGCAGCAACCGUGUGUUUGAGUGUUCUGAUUUUAUCUGUUAUUUUCCUUUAAUGGCGAGACGUUUGGUCGGUGACAGUAUUUGUUGUGUCCCUGUGCCCCCCCUCCACCUCCUACUGCCACUUUAGAUGUGUCUUUAUGGCCCAGUGCUAUGGUAACUACUGUAUCCAUCUCCCUAUUGGUGUGUUUUAAAGGCUUAAUAACCGUGGAAGGAGGAAGCUGAGAGGCAGAGCUACUGUAACUCCGCUUAAGAGUAAUGACAGAAAAAAAAUAAACCUUGAAAAAAAAAAGCUGU
Messenger RNA from Myripristis murdjan (pinecone soldierfish), 1588 nucleotides. It is a transcript of the gene gapdhs, whose product is annotated as glyceraldehyde-3-phosphate dehydrogenase, spermatogenic. The transcript is spliced from 11 exons. Bases 149 to 1156 code for a protein of 335 amino acids. Gene Ontology annotation, molecular function: NAD binding; NADP binding; glyceraldehyde-3-phosphate dehydrogenase (NAD+) (phosphorylating) activity. Gene Ontology annotation, cellular component: cytosol. Gene Ontology annotation, biological process: glucose metabolic process; glycolytic process. Lineage: Eukaryota; Metazoa; Chordata; Actinopteri; Holocentriformes; Holocentridae. The record is from RefSeq and is a predicted model, not a curated record.